CGCUACAGCCGAUCCAAUGAUCGUUCUCCAGCGGCGACUGGCCGGGCUCUGGCCGUGGCUGCUCAUGGCGGCCCUGCAGGUGGUGUUUGGCCAGACGGGCCUGGAGCUGGCGGCGGCCGUCGAGACGGAGCGCUCGGCCCUCAGGGCUGUCAUCAAGGUGACACUGCUGAGACCCGAGCCAACGGGGAAACUCAUCACUCUGGAAGGGCUGUUUGUCGGAGGGAGCGCCGGCUCUGCAGAGGGGAAGCUCAUGCAGUCCCACCCUCUGUCCCUGUGCAACACCAGUGAAGAUGAGCGCCAGGAGUCAGACUUCAUCAGCAUCGUCAAGCUGGAGAGCCCGGAGCGCAAGGUGCCUCAGUGUCUACCCCUGCUGCACAAGGCUCGCCUGGCGCUGGAGAGAGGGGCUCAGGCUGUCAUCUUUGAUGUCACCGAUGAUGUCAACGCUAAGUUCCAGCUGCAUGAGUCAGAUUCCCUGCUGCGUCCGGUGGUGCUGAUGCAGGCUGAGGAUGCUGAGACGCUGAUGGAACUGGUCAACAGGAACGAGGAGGCCAGCGUCCGCAUCGACAUCAAGAGGGAGGACCCCAAAUGGGCCCACUAUGAUGUUGUUGUCCUGCUCACUAUAGUCCUUGCUAUUCUGGCCAUCGUUACGAUCUUUGCUUUCCGGUAUCGAUGCAAGUCCAGCAGAACCUGGGACUCAGUCCACCAGCAGACGAUGCGAGCCAUCAGUCGUCUGGAGACGCGGAUGUACAGUUCUCAGGGCUGCGGGGGCUCACAGCGCCACCGUGGGGGCUGGGGGUCUAAUAGCAGCUCUAACUCCAGCCCCGUCUGUGCCAUCUGUCUGGAUGAGUUCCUGGAGGGACAGGACCUGAGGAUCAUCUCGUGUGCUCAUGAGUUCCAUAAGGAGUGUGUGGACCCCUGGCUACUGCAGCACCGCACCUGUCCCCUCUGCAUGCACAACAUCAUGGGUUCAGAGCUGUCUGGACAGCCACGGAGGACCAGACUACAGCAGACCCCCGAGCACAGCCAGGGUUUCCUCCACACCCACCCCAUCCCCUUCUCCAUGAGGCCUCACUACCCCCGCGGUCCCUCUGGUCCAUACCCCUCCCUGGGCCACUAUAGCGGCUCCCCGCCUCUGGACCCCCAGACUCACCGCUUCCUCCCUAGUCGGCCCCUGGGCCCUGGUUGCGGAUACCUCCACCCUGCAGAGGGCCCCGGAAGGCCCCACAGAGCCGGGGGCAGCUGCAAGAUAGCAGGCCACCCUAUGGAUACCCACUACGGCCCCGGGCCCCGCCGCUCCUGCCACGCCUACCGCUCCGGCUGCCCUUCCCAGCGCAGCGCCUCCAGUUCCAGGCUCCACCACGCCCCCUCCUCUGCUCCCCGCGCCUCCGCAGGGGGAGCCCACAGCCGGGGGAACGAGGGGGGCAGCUGCUCUGGGGGGAGCUACCGGACAGAGCACAGUGGCUACCUGGCUGAUGGGCCGGCCAGUGACUCUAGCUCUGGCCCCUGUCACGGCUCCUCCAGUGACUCGGUCCUCAACUGUACUGACGUGUCCCUGCAGGGUGUGUAUGGUAGCUGGUCCACGUUCCGCAGCUCCCUGAGCAGUGACUAUGAUCCGUUUGUGUACUACGGGCCGGGACCGGGACCGACAGGCCGCAGGGACAGCAUGGAGGCAGGGGCCCAGAGACCCAGGUCCCUGGACUCAGUGGUGAACAGAGACAGAGGACGAGGAGGAGGAGGAAGAAGAGGAGGGUGCUCUGAGGAACAGCAGCAGGCUGUGUUUAGCCACAUCCACUACCACCGCCACAGACACCACCACUACCGAGAGGAAGGGGAGAGGGAGCACGCCCAGGGCCAGGGGCCAGGCAGGGGGUCGGACGAGGAGCUGGGGGCUACUGCUUUUGGCAGUAGCCCCCCGGCUCUGGACAAAGAUUCCCCAGUGUGCCCUCUGAAAGACAGCCCCUGUCACUGCCCUAAGGCAGACCACACAGACAGUAGAGGGGCCCAUGGCCACGGAACAGAGGGUCAGGGCCAUGACCUCAGCCACCCCUCAGGCCUCCCUCCAGUCCUGGUAACCCCAGCCCCCUUACCACCCCCACCAACCUGCUGUCACCAGGACCACAGCCACGGGGGCCACCCCCACCGGAGGGCGGGCCGGCUGGGCGACUGUGUGCUCGACGGCCCCUCAGUGCGUUUCCAACAGAACCUGGACCUGCAGGACGACUGUAGCAUCCACAUCCACUAUGACCAGGGCUACUGCUGCCCCCCUCCCGACCUGCCCCCCGCUCUGCUCUCCAUGCCUGUGCCCCUCAUCCUGGACUCUGGAGGAAUGAGGCCCCUGGGGGGCCUAGAGGACUGGCCCUGCUGUGGAGGGCCCCACCAUGUGGUGUGGCAGAAGCGGGUGCAGCAGGCCCACUCUGAGCCCCAGCUGCUGGGGCCCGGGCUUGGGGUCCCUAUGGACAUAACCCCACCCCCUUCCAGCAGGCGCCACCACGGUCCCCACAGCCCAGGGGACGACCGCAACACAGACUUAUGUUUAUACUGCCAAACACUACACAAUAAUCAGGGAUCCGAGGAGGAGUCCGGCGUGUGAGGACUCGCGAGUUGCAUCCCCAACUUCACGCUGCUACGUACACAGGAGCCGGAACGGACAAACACAUCAUCGCGCGGCCAUGUUUCUCAAGUCUUCCAAAUAAUUCCACAUUUAAUAGCUGCAUUCAGACUACACUUCCCAGAAUCCCCCAGUCAGUGCUCAGAGUUCCGUCUGUCCCACAACGAUCAAAAUGAGUCUACGAGAUUCUGAUUGUUUUGAAGUUUAUUUAUUUUGACCAUCAAUUCAAACAAUAAGCACAAGUCAUGUAUGGAUGUCAAAUUGCUCUAAUUCAUUGUUGAAUUCCAGUAUUUCAAUGUGUUUGAUUGGGAGUUUUGUUGUUGCUUAGUGAUUGUGUUUCAAGAUGGAGACUGACUGGGAGAUGCUGGAAAUGUUUUUUUGUUGUUGUUUUGUUUUUCGUCUUGUUUUUAUUUUGUUUUGUAAAUUACAGGAAUAAUUCAAUACCAACAAGUUCCCAGGUUGCCUUAGUGACCACAAGGAAUGAUCACUGCUCAGGGCUUGAGCCUCGAUUCACAUCACGACAUUCCCCAACUAUCUCCCUCAUUAGAAAUCACACGGACAUAUUGGAUGUCUGAUUCCUUGAGUGGUUGAUUGAGUACUUAAUCAAUUAUACUAUGAGGUACUACUCAGUAAUACUUAAUAUCCUUAAAGUCCUUUAUUUGUGUAGAAACAGAAUGUAGACGAGCAUUGGAUCAUGUACGACACCCAUACAUGGAGGUUUCUUGCUCUUUCCAGCCUAACUCAAAUCAGAUUCAGAAAUGUUUCCCUUCGGGGUGGGUUUUACUAAGGUACUCAGAGCUACGGAAAAGAGACAAGAAACUUAUCAUUAGGGGAGAACAGUGAUUUUCUUAGCUGGACCUACAAGCAGUGAGCAUCCUGAAAGGUCAUCCUGAGAGGUCAUCCUGAAAGGUCAUCCUGAAAGGUCUUCCUGAGAGGUCAUUAGAGGCUAGUAUGGGGACUUGUGUUGGUUCAUUCAAUAAUGGCAGCUGUUUCCAUCACAUUUAAUGUGUUUUUUGGUUCGGUAAAAACAUAUAUUUUUUUUAUUUUGUAAUUGUGUUUUUCAUCGUUAAAAGAAAGAACCAGACUGAUCUAUGUUAUUACAAGCUAUUUUUGUUUUGCUCAUGUCAUUUCUCAUGUUGCCAGUGGUUACGUAGUAUGUUUGACCUGAGCGCUGGUUUGGUGGCCAGUGAAGGAUGGGAGGGGCCCUCCACACAAACCUGGGUUCAAACUGUAUUUGACAUAUUUCAAAUACUGUAGCUGUGCUUGAUUCAGCUUACCUGGCUCCAUGGGACCAAUGGUAUAGUCCUAAAAAAUGUAAACCCCGCCCAUCUGGCGUGCACUCCAGUAAGGAUAAAAUAUGCAAAUGCUCAAGUAUGUGAAAUAUUUAAAAUUCUAUUUGAACCUAAAGGGAGGUCUGCCACCAGAACAGCAGCGUGGGUGGAGCUUCGCUCGGCUCAGAAAGGACAUGAACCAUGUCGUCUGCUCUUCACCCCUGACCCCUGACCUUUAUCCCCAUCACCUAUUACACAACCCUAUCGUUGUCCACCAGCAAGGAUAUUGUCUCCUUUCCAUAUCCCAUCUACCAGCAGCUAUAGCUCACCAGGGGUGCCCUUAUCUUAAACAUUGUAGCAAAAUAUUAUAUACAGAAUUACUAUGUAAUAACUGGAGGAAAGCCAUGAUAAUUCAUAAUUCAUUCAACUUUGGGAACAUAACAUUAUUCACGACCAAACAUUUACCGAACAAACCUGCGGCCUUAAAUAGAAGCCUGGUGCCGCUCAGUCAGUCAAGCCCUUUCCCUGAAUGUCUCACUUGGAUCCAACAUCCCAGGAUAUUAAAUGUGUGUAGUUAUACAGUACCAGUCAAAAGUUUGGACACGCCUACACAUUCAAGGGUUUUUCUGUAUUUUUACUAUUUUCUACAUUGUACAAUAAUAGUGAAG
Oncorhynchus mykiss (rainbow trout) is the source of this 4547-nucleotide messenger RNA. It is a transcript of the gene rnf43, whose product is annotated as ring finger protein 43. Lineage: Eukaryota; Metazoa; Chordata; Actinopteri; Salmoniformes; Salmonidae. The record is from RefSeq and is a predicted model, not a curated record.